CGUCGAAGCCCACGCUACCAGUGCUACGACGUGAGCACGAUGACGGCAGCGGCGGCGCUAACAGGGGGGGCUCCACCGCCGAGGCCGCGCAGCCGGCAGCCGAGCCGAAGCGCGCGAGCUGGCGCCUCCCCCUGGGCUCUUCCGAGGGCUCCAAAGCAUCUGGCGCCGCCUCCAGGAGCGACGAGGGCCCCCCCCCUGCGGCCAAGCCCCGUCUCCAGAAGCCGCCGACGAAGCCAGGUCAGCCACCGAGAGCGCCAGUCGACGCGGCGAUUGAGGUGGACGCGGACGAGCAGGCAUCCAGGGGCGACGCGCGCAGGAAGCGCAGGGGCGGCCGCAGGGCGCGGAGGGGGGCCCACAGCGACGCGGUCCGGGGCAGCAAGGACAAGCUGGAGGGGACCCCUGUGGACGGGAUCUCCGCAGAGCUGGGGGGCAACGAGAACAUGCUCGACAAGCUCCGCAGCGGAGACGCGGAGGACAAGCAUAAGCUCAAGGAGAUAGUGUCCCCAGCUCCAGCAAUGUGGCUCGCCGCGCUGGAGAGCCCCCUGAAGUGCGACGUGGGCGGAGCACUCGAGCAGAAGAUCAGCGCCCACCUGGGGCAGGCCCAGCCGUCCGACGAGACGGCCGAAGUCGAAAUCACGAA
Prorocentrum cordatum is the source of this 640-nucleotide messenger RNA. The record is from the annotation of a GenBank genome assembly. Lineage: Eukaryota; Dinophyceae; Prorocentrales; Prorocentraceae.